Messenger RNA from Cucurbita pepo subsp. pepo (vegetable marrow), 1263 nucleotides. RefSeq names its product GATA transcription factor 12. NCBI's taxonomy places the organism in Eukaryota, Viridiplantae, Streptophyta, Magnoliopsida, Cucurbitales, Cucurbitaceae. Gene Ontology annotation, molecular function: sequence-specific DNA binding; zinc ion binding. The record is from RefSeq and is a predicted model, not a curated record. Gene Ontology annotation, cellular component: nucleus. Gene Ontology annotation, biological process: cell differentiation; regulation of DNA-templated transcription.
UGAUUUGAAUAAUUCUGUUAGUUGCUAAAAGCAAGCCAUCGUAAUCUGCCGACACAAAAAAUUAGAGUCCAAAACCAACUCAUAAGCAUCACAGCCAUACAAUAUUACUGCUUCACUCAUUCAUACCUCAUACAGUUCUCCAAUUAUUAUUCAAAUUUCCCUUCUCUCUCUCUCUCUCUCUCUCUCUCCCCUUUGCUGUUGCUACCAUGGAUUACCAGCCGAAAAUGGUGUCGGUCAACAGCGAAUACGAGCAAGACGACUGUUCUAAACUCAAGUCCGAGCUUUCUUCCACUCUCGACGACGACCUCUGUUCACUCCAGAUGACGACAAUGGAAGUUGAUGUAAACUUGGAGUGGCUGUCAGCAUUUGUGGAAGAAUGCUUAUCAGCCAAAGGAAGCAGCCUCCCCCUCCCACCCCCACAGCUAUCCACACACCUCAACAAUCCUCCACCACCACCAAAUUCACUCUCUCACCCCACACCAUCUUCUUCCGACUCGCCGUUCUCUCACUUUUCUGCAGUCCCCAGCAAGGCAAGAAGCAAGAGAAGACAGGCGCCCGCCAACACGAGUAUUCGCCCUCUCAUUGGUCAACACCACCUCGAUCAACUGAACCUGCUGCCGAGCAAACAGUCCUUACAGUUGACCUCUUCCUCUGCAGACACUCUUUUGCUGCAACAGACAUAUUGGUUGGCCGACAGUGAGCUCCUAUUGCCGCAUAAGGCUCAAGGAGGAGGAGGAGAAGAAAGGGAGAAGAAGGUGGACAUGGAUCAGAGAGAUACAACAGUGAAGAAGAGUUUGGGGCUGCAGCAGAAACAGGGUGCAGGGAGUGGGAGGAGAUGCAGCCAUUGUCAGGCACAGAGGACUCCACAGUGGAGGGGUGGACCAUUGGGACCCAAGACAUUAUGUAAUGCAUGUGGAGUUAGAUACAAGAAGUCAGGAAGGUUGGUGCCAGAGUAUAGACCAGCCAACAGCCCUACUUUUGUGAGUUUCUUGCAUUCCAAUUCACACAAAAGAGUUAUGGAGAUGAGAAUGAUCAAUGCAUCUUCUUCUACUUCUACUGCCUUUUCCUCUUCUUAAAACCUACACUACCGGCCAACCAUGCUGGAAGCUGCAACUAUUUGGUUCUUCAAUGUAAACCACAACUACCCUUUCCCCUUUCCCCUUUCCUUUCUACAUUAGAGUGAUGAACUCUCGAGUACAAAAAGACAAGCAUCUUUCUAUUUCUUAGAGGUUUUACCAGAGAUGAAUUUAGUUUUUAAGACCA